Molecule: messenger RNA, 1611 nt
Organism: Macrosiphum euphorbiae (potato aphid)
Lineage: Eukaryota; Metazoa; Arthropoda; Insecta; Hemiptera; Aphididae
Source: the annotation of a GenBank genome assembly
AUGCAAGCUAUUAAUUUUUAUUCAGUUAGUAUUUUUUUUUCUUGUGUUAAAUUAAGCCUAGGCGGGUUUGAAGGAUUGUCAACGGCAGGUUUGCAGUCCCAUAGUGUUUCAUUAAGCAGUGGCUCAUCAAGCAAUAAAACCAAUUCAGGUAGUCCUUUUCUAUUUAUGAAAAACAAUCGUUUAAAUUUUAACUAUCCGGUGAGCAAAAUAAAUCCCUAUCUAUCCCUGAAGAAUAUUAAUACAACACCGAUCUCGGCAAUAAAUGGAAACAAAUCGGACCAUUUUACAAGUGAAAAUAAUAUUGAUCAAUUAGCACAUACAUUAAAUGAUAAUCCUGGUGAACCUGGUUCCCAUUCAUUCAACCUGUAUGACGCCACAGUAAGUGUUAUCAAAGCUGUAUUUAAAACUUGGAAAAGUAAACAAAAAGAUAUGGCAAAUAGUUUCAGUAUUCCUGAAGAUAUUGCUUUAACAGUGACUGGUUCAAUGUCAAUACUACACUUCAUAAAAAUACAAAUAGAACAUUUAGUAAGAGUGUUCUAUUACAUGUUUGACAUUGAACACAUGAUGAAAAGAGAUGAAAAUAGGGAAACCAUUAUAGCUAAUACUCAAUCCUUGAUAAAUCGUAUAGAAAAUGAUAGAGCACAAAAUUCAACAGCUAAAUAUGGUAAUAGUGAUCUUGAAACGGUUGUUAACAAUCUAAAGGGCUUUCUAAUAAAUUAUAGAGUAGAUGGUUAUAAAUACAAUGAUAUUAUGAUUAAUAUAGCGUUAAUGAAAGGCUUGAUGCUGAUAAACGAAACAGAAGAUAACGAAAUGAGUUACGAAUUGAAUCAACUGAGACUAUCAGUAGCAGACAACUUCUUGAAAGAAGUUAAAAAAAACCAAUACGAAUUAAAUGGAUCGUUGGUAGCAAAGAAUCACGUAAAAAUAAUUCGUAAUACGAUGCCAUGUCUAUUCAUUUUAUUGAACAACCACAUCGAAUCAUAUAAAAUGUUGUCCACACAUACGCUUGACGAUACAGAAAAGGAAAAAAUUAAAAUUGCGAGCCAAUUGCAUAUAGCUGUUAUUAAUACCUUCAUAAACCGUCUUAAAAUUUUUGGGACAUUAACCCAAAAAGAAAUUUCAGAUUUAAAGGUAAUAUCAAAAUUGUUGGAGAAGUUGGACACUGGUAAAACGGAUCAGGAUAAUACUCAAGAUCCAAGCAUAACGGUUCUGGAUAAUACUCAAGAUCCAAGUGAAACGGUUCAAGAAAAUACUCAAGAUCCAAGUGAAACGGUUCAAGGAAAUACUCAAGAUCCAAGUGAAACGGAUCCGGGUAAAACUCAAAAACGUAGUAUUCCAAAAUUCAUUAUUGAAUUAAUGGCUUUAAAAGAACAGGCAAUCGCAAUAGUAUUGAAUCUAGCAGGAGGACACUAUGUACAAAAAUGGAAAACUAAUACAAUAUUUAAAUUCAAAGAUUUUCAAGAUAAUCAAAAUACAGAAUAUUAUAUGAAAUUGUUAACUUAUAACUCUGACACAGCUUAUUUGUUGGCUGGUGAAUUUGAAAAAAAUUUCUUAAAUGAAAUUGAGUAUAAAAAAUUUUAUAAAGGAGGCAGCGAGGUUUAUUUUAUUUAA